Messenger RNA from Brugia pahangi, 2511 nucleotides. NCBI's taxonomy places the organism in Eukaryota, Metazoa, Nematoda, Chromadorea, Rhabditida, Onchocercidae. The record is from the annotation of a GenBank genome assembly.
AUGGACAACGAUUUUGAAAAUUCUUCUGAUUCUGAUCCGUUUGUAUCUACACGGAAUUAUUCGAGUGAUUUCAGUAAACAACCAAAAUCUAUCCUAAAACAACGACAAGUAGCAGAAUCUCUGUUAUCACCAUCUACCUGUGAUAUCAGUGAUAAUACAUCUGAGCGUUAUGUUGAAAGGAUUCAAAUUAGUGACACUAGUGAUAAGAAAGAAAAACAACAAUUCAACGAUCAAUGCUGUGACAUAUCCGAUCGAAUGAGUCAAUCUUCUCAUUCUUUCAAUCUCAGUUCAAAUUUGACUGAACGCGAGAAUAGGCUAUAUCAAAUUAUGCAGGAAAAUCUGCGACAACAAAGACUGUUACGACGACCUCAAACACCACGUCAUCUUCCGCAAGCCUCGUUUAAUGGACCUUUCUUUACUCUCGAAGAAGUUCACAUCAAGCAGCAAAGUGAAUCAUUGGAAAAACAACAAAUUCCUGUUGAAGAAUAUCGUUUUGAAACUGAUUAUCACUUAAUCAGAAAAGAGCAACAAAAUUCUAUCGAUGAUUCGAACCACAAAUUAAGCUAUGAUAGUCGAUCAAAAUCGGUAUCAGUAAUGGAAAUGAAUGUAAUGGAACCUGAAAAAAAUAACGAAAUUAAAGAAAGUGUUGUUGUUCCAUCACUACAGCCAGCAAAACAAAAACAUGAACGUGCUCGAUCGGUUCCACCAUCAUUAAGAACCAGAAAUAUUACUGAUCCGGAUCGAAUUAAUGAGUACCAUCGACAAAAACAACUUGAACUGGAAGCUAUGAGACUUAAUGAGGAAAAGGCUAUUUUAUUCAGAGAGAAGCAGUGUCGUGCUUUGGAAAAGCAAGAACAUUUGUAUUGUCAACAAAUGCAAACAAAAGGAAGUAGAAUAAUUAGUCCAGCAAUAGAGGACUCAAUGACACAAUCUCGUGAAGAAUUACAACAGAUCGAUAUUAAUGCUCAAAAACGACAAAAAGAAUUUUACUUUGAGAAGAAUAUAGAACCACAAUUGAUGCAUAUUUAUGAAACGCGUCCUAUUACGGCGACAUCUGAAGGUGACGCACAAAGUGAACUUAUCUGCUCUCCAAAUUCGAUAACCUGGAAACGAGUGUAUGUUGUUGAUCAAUUAAAACCAGUUGCUAAAAAUGAAAUUAUCACCAGUGAACAACUUCUUGAAAAAGAACGAUUCGAUAUUGACUUAUUAAAGCGCCGUGAAGUAUUUAUUGAAAAACCAAGACCUGAACCGGUGAUUUUCCGAACUGGGAAACGAUGGAAACCACCACCGGAACAAUCUAAUGUUUGGCCAUAUGUAGGUAAAGCAUUAAAUGCUGAGCCAAGCCUUGAAAGUAGUAGUAACUACUCUACAGAUAAUGCAACAGGUCGAACAAAUGAAUUCCGAUGGCAACCAGUUAUCUAUGAUCCGGAAUACAAAAAGGAAUGUAAGAAUUUCAGUCCGGAAAAUUCAUUACCUGAUACAUUACGAGGAUAUGGUCCUGGUCCAUUAGAUGUAUCUGCAAAACGUCAAAUCAGGCAUGUUGUUCAACCGUUACCUGAUGGUAGUCAUAGACCGAAACCAGCAUUCGGUGGUCCACGUGCUACACCAUCUGGUGGCUUCUAUCCUCAUGCACCAAAUGCUAUUAAGGUACUGAAAAAGAAGCACUCACAAAGCUUACCGGAAUUAAUUGAUGCGGAUCCGGAUAAGGAAAUGGAAAUUAUCCAUCACAGAAAAUUUCAUCGAUUUGGAGAGUUACCAUCUUCGCGAUGCUAUGAUAUAGCUGAUUGGGAGAAAAUUUACGAUUUGCCAGUACACACAUCCACGAUAACGUCACGUGACAUACCUCGUAACGUGAAUGUACGUGGAAAGCUUGCAGCAUUUGAAAAUAAGCUAAGACUAACAACUCCUUCAGUUCAUUUACGUUCAAAUACAGGUAACACACGUUGUUCACGUGCAACUAAUAUCGAUGAUGGCUUGCAGUCAUCAGACAAUGAACAAAUGAACCGAAAUCGGCAGUAUUUACGACAACAACGACACCGACAACAACAAUUUUCGCCAACUAUAGCACACAAUGAUAAUAAUAAUUAUUAUAAUCAUCGAUCAUAUCAGACAAAUAAGCAGCAACGAAAUGAACGGAAAAUAAUUCCAUCCGGUGGUUCAUUAACUCAUCAUAUCGAUCAUUGCAACGUAAAUCAAACCAAUCGAUUAUGUUCAAUCAAUCAUCCUGAUAACUGUUAUCAAUUUAAUCGUGAGAUGUUAUCACAAAAAUUAACACGUCCUAUACGUGAUCCUUCAGACCACAGUCAUUAUCAGUAUCGCAUUCCUGUUUUUCGUUCUGAUCGUACGUCAACUGCAUAUCAGCAGCAGCAGCAGCAAUUAUCAGCAAAAUCACAAGCUGUUCCACGUCGUCUAACACGUAUACCUGUAAAUUGUGUCGCAGAUCGAAGUAAUCCUCAAAUGAUCGACGUACAACGACUACCAUCACGAAUCUCAACUAAUACACAGUGGUAG